Molecule: messenger RNA, 3213 nt
Organism: Linum trigynum
Lineage: Eukaryota; Viridiplantae; Streptophyta; Magnoliopsida; Malpighiales; Linaceae
Source: the annotation of a GenBank genome assembly
CUGGGUCGGGGGCGGUCGGAUACCCGCGGCCAUGGGUUUGAUUGCCAUCCCUAGUUAUAGUUGAGUAGUGAAUAGUGCCAGUUUGUAAAGUCAUUUAUUGUCGGCUAUGUGGCGAAAAUUGGAGAAGCCUCUACAGCUCUGGCACAGUUAUGAGCUUUCUAUCACGCGGUUUGGAUAUCGCGUGGAAGUCCGUACACCGCCAGAUUGUGAUCGAGCCGGAUUCACAGCUUGCCAUCCAGUUACUUAGUGACAGACAUGAUCCAGUUCAUCCUUACGCCACUUUUUUAGCUGCUAUUCGUAGGAGAGUUAGUCGUGACUGGCUCUGGCUGAUGCGCAUCGUUCAUGUUUACCGGGAAUGGAACGGAGUCGCGGACUGGCUCUUAAAGCACAUGCAGUCUUGUCUAUUCCUACUGUAUACAUGAGCUUGCAUGUCAAGGGUAGUGGCCAUACUUCGGGACGAUAUUCAGGAAGUCUCUUUUGAUCGGCUGAUUGUUUCCCGCCACAAUAGCCUCUUCUUCAUCCCAUCCCCCCAUGUAACCCUCCCUUUUCUUGGCUUUCGCCCCCAUGGUUUGCCUCUUUUGAUCUGUCACUUCCUUUGGCCUCGAAGAUAUUUUACAUACAGACGAGACAAACACCCUUAUAAUCACGUCUCUCACCCUCACCCACAUAGAACAGAACCUGAACGUCGAUUCAACCAAUUGAAUGAAAAUGCAUUAAGGGACCACCGGAGAUGGACUUUUGACGAUUCCCGGUUCUCAAGUCGUGACCCAUUCCCCAACUUCUUAUACCGUACGUUCAAGGCAAAGAAGUUGCUACGUAAAUCCUUACUUGUUUUGGUGUUCUUAUACACCCACAGUGUGUAUCCCCGCCUUGGGCUACAAAGUAUCAAACUUAGAGAUCGAGGAGCUACGCCGGACAUCCAAUUAUAUAUAUGGCGGCAACCAAAAACAGCUUGCUCUGCUGCGUUCUCUUCUUCAUCACCAUCGCCGUCGUGCCUACAGCUCACGCCGUCGAUCAGUUCACCUUCAACGGAUUCAGCGGAGCUGAUGGGCAAAUCCUCCGCGACCGAGUCUCAAUUCUGAAACCCAGUGGCGCGCUGCGGCUUACCUCCACACGAACCAAAAACGCCAUAGGCCACGCCUUCCACACCCGACCGAUUCGCAUGCUCAACCGGACCUCUCCUUUCCCUUCUUCCUCUUCCUUCGCCACCACUUUCGUCUUCUCAAUCGUCUCCCCGGCUGCCGGCAAAGGCGGGUUCGGCCUCGCCUUCGUCCUCGCCCCUUCCCCUGAAUUCCCCGGCGCCGCCGCCGACCACUACCUCGGCCUCUUCAACUCAACAACCAACGACGGCGACCCGUCCAACCACGUCUUCGCUAUCGAAUUCGACACCGUCAACGGGGUCAACGACACCAGAGACACCGACGGCAACCACGUCGGCAUCAACGUCAACAGCAUGAACUCCAGAAAGGCCUCCUCCGCCUAUUUCGUCGACGACAGGAAUCAGCGACAAGAGGUUAUCCUCCAGAGCGGGGAUCCAAUUCAAGCCUGGGUGGAAUACGACGCCGUUCUCAAGCGCGUUGAUGUCACCGUCUCCCCCGCCGGCAAUCGCAAGCCAACCACUCCCCUGCUUUCCGAAUCCCUGGAUCUAACCCCCGUCGUCAGGGAACUCAUGUACGCCGGCUUCUCGGCGUCCACCGGGGAGAAAGCGAGCGCACACUACAUCCUCGGGUGGAGCUUCUCGGCGAAUGGAGACCUAGCCCCGCCGCUCAACAUCUCCCUGCUCCCCUCGCCGCCGCCGGCGGAGGAAUCCCCGUCGCGUUUCGCACCCUCGGUAAUCGCUCUCAUAUCUGCUCUGUGCGCCGUCACCGUGAUUCUGUUGGCGGUGCUGAUUUUCGCUACUCUGUACAAAAGAGUAACGAUGCGAUUCGAAGCUCUCGAGGAUUGGGAAUUGGAGUGCCCUCACAGAUUUCGCUACCGAGAUCUGUAUUCCGGAACAAGAGGAUUCAGCGACAGCGAGAUGAUCGGGAUAGGCGGAUUCGGCGCAGUCUACCGAGCGAUUAUCCCCAAUUCCGGAUCUCUACUCGCCGUGAAGAAGAUAACCCCCAAUUCGAUCCAAGGGAUUAGGGAAUUCGCGGCGGAGAUCGAGAGUUUGGGGAGAUUGCGGCACAAGAACUUGGUGAAUCUUCAAGGUUGGUGUAAGCAAAGGAGCGAUCUCCUUCUCGUCUACGAUUACAUUCCGAACGGGAGCCUGGAUUUCUUCCUCUACGGCGGCGGGCAGCGAGGUUUGAGCUGGGAGCAGAGGUUUAGGAUUUUGAAAGGGAUUGCCGCGGGGUUGCUUUACCUGCACGAGGAAUGGGAGCAGGUUGUGAUCCACAGGGACGUCAAGUCCAGCAAUGUGUUGAUCGACGGCGAGAUGAACGGCCGCCUUGGGGACUUCGGGCUCGCCAGGCUGUACAACCAUGGAACGGCGUCGCACACGACCAAUGUCGUCGGGACGGUCGGGUACAUCGCACCCGAAUUGGCCCGAACAGGGAAGGCGUCGACCCGGUCCGACGUGUUCGCGUUUGGGGUUCUACUGCUGGAAACGGCGAGUGGGCGGAGGCCGAUUGGCGGCGGCGGCGGCGACGACGAUAGCUUUAUACUAGUGGACUGGGUGACGGAGUGCCUGCAAAUGGGGAGUGUUCUGGACGCGGCUGAUGCACGACUGGAGCGGCGGUAUGUGGCGGCAGAGGAGAUGGAGAUGGAGAUGGUUCUAGGGUUGGGGCUCAUUUGCUCGCACCCAAGGCAGGAGUCUAGACCCACGAUGAGACAAGUGGUGAGGUAUCUGAAUUGCGAAGACCAGCUCCCAACUGUCGACCGGCGUGGGUACACCGAUGACGACGCUCUUGGAAGUGCUCGCCGGGUGAACUCAAGAUUGUUGGAGGUGGUGAUGUCUACUGCGCCUGAUCUUGGCAGCGACAUGUAUAGCUCUUCAUCUAUCAGCGGUGCAUCGACUAGCUCUAUUUACAAUGGCAGAUAGCUUAAACUUUCAUACACUGUUUUUUUUUUUUUUUUGUUAGUGAUGUAUUAAGCUACAACUUUCAUCGGAUGAUUAAUCCUUUUUCUUUAUGUAAAUCAUCGGAUAGUCCUUUAGUCACAUUCUUAAUGUAUACAUUUGAACCCGACCAGCUGGCCGGAUGCAUUUUAUAAAUGGUAUAAACCGUAAAAUAUGUU